Messenger RNA from Dromaius novaehollandiae (emu), 4580 nucleotides. It is a transcript of the gene CCNA2, whose product is annotated as cyclin A2. Gene Ontology annotation, cellular component: cyclin A2-CDK2 complex; cytoplasm; nucleus. NCBI's taxonomy places the organism in Eukaryota, Metazoa, Chordata, Aves, Casuariiformes, Dromaiidae. Gene Ontology annotation, biological process: mitotic cell cycle phase transition; regulation of cyclin-dependent protein serine/threonine kinase activity. Gene Ontology annotation, molecular function: cyclin-dependent protein serine/threonine kinase regulator activity. The record is from RefSeq and is a predicted model, not a curated record.
UCCUCAUUGGCCGGUUCAAUAGUCGCGGGUUACUUGAACCGCGAGAGCAGCACCGCGGCGCGAGACUUAGCGGCCCCGGGAGUGGGCACACGUCGCGCCAAGGCCCGCUCGCCCUCUCCCCCUUCCCUCCGCGGGCAGCGGGGCCGCCCGCUCCGGCCCGGCCCGGCGGCGCGAUGAUGUUCGCGGAGCAGGAGAACCAGGAGAACGUCCCGCCCGGGGGCAAAGCGGCGCCGCCGCCCGCCGCCGCCGCCCGCGUGGCGCUGGGGCUGCUGCAGGGCCCCGCGGCGCGGGCCGGGCCGCCGCCGCCGCAGGCAAGUGCGGAGGGCGCGGGGGGGGCGGGCGCGCGGGGCCGCCAUCUUGGCGCGGCGGAGCUGUCAGGGCGGCUGUCAGCGCCGGGCCGUGCUGACGGGCCGCCCCCUCAGGCGGCGCGGAGCGGCGGCGAGGGCCAUGCGGCGGCGCCGGGGCGGCCGGGCGGCAGCCAGCCGGCCUUCGCCAUCCAUGUGGACGAGCCCGACGGCGAGCGGCGGCGGCGGCGCGGCGCGGCGGCCGAGAAGGAGGCGGCGGCGGCGGCGCUAGGGCUGCGGGCGGCCGUGAGUGCCCUGGGCGAGCGGCGGCCGCUGGCGCCGCUGGGCAACAGCCUGGAGCUGAGCUGCGGCUCCCCCAGUAUCAUGGAUAUCUCGAUAUGCUCCGAGGCGGAGGAGGGAAGCCCCAGCGUCAACGACGUGCCCGACUAUGUCAGUGACAUCCACACGUACCUGCGGGAGAUGGAGGUGAAAUGCAAGCCUAAAAUGGGCUACAUGAAGAAGCAACCUGAUAUCACAAACAACAUGCGGGCCAUUCUCGUGGACUGGCUGGUAGAAGUUGGCGAAGAAUACAAAUUACAGAAUGAAACCCUGCACUUAGCUGUAAAUUACAUUGAUAGGUUUCUUUCUUCAAUGUCUGUUCUAAGAGGAAAACUUCAGCUUGUGGGUACUGCAGCUAUGCUGCUUGCAUCAAAGUUUGAAGAAAUCUACCCUCCUGAAGUAGCAGAGUUUGUCUACAUCACAGAUGAUACCUACACUAAGAAGCAAGUUCUAAGGAUGGAGCACUUAAUUUUGAAAGUUUUGUCAUUUGACUUGGCAGCUCCAACGAUCAACCAGUUCCUUACCCAGUAUUUCCUACAUGAGCAGACAAGUGCUAAAGUUGAGAGCUUAUCAAUGUAUCUUGGGGAGCUGAGUCUAAUUGAUGCUGAUCCUUAUCUGAAAUACCUGCCAUCAGUUAUUGCUGCUGCGGCAUUUCAUCUAGCAGGCUACACAAUCACUGGACAAACUUGGCCUGAAUCUCUGUGCAAAGUAACAGGCUACACCCUUGAAAACAUCAAGCCUUGCCUUGUGGACUUACACAAGACCUACCUCAAAGCAGCACAACACACGCAACAGUCGAUAAGGGAAAAAUACAAGAGCACAAAGUACCAUGGAGUAUCGCUCAUUGACCCACCAGAGACACUAAACUUGUUGUAAUAAUCAAGAGACUGAUCUUUUUAAAAGAUGUAUAUUACCUUUGCGAGAAAAUGAUGUACAGUUUUAAAUGGGGUUCAGAAAUCUAGAUGUGAUCAUUCAGAAUAUUAAUGCAGGUUUUGAUGAGCUUAAUUAUGAAGUUAGUUUUAUGUGGUUUUAAUGUAAAUCUUUUGUACAUGCAAUCUUGUUAAAAUAUUUAGCAGAAUUUUUUACAAAAACAUUCUCUUUGAGCACAGAAUUAACCAUGCAGACCAAGUGCAUGCCUGAGACUGCUUAUCUAAUUAUAGAACAAACAGUAAUAGCAGUGCAUUAAAGUAGGGCUUUUUCUCUUUCCAAGUGAGAGUGACUUGGACUCCACAGCAGUAUUUGUAGCAUUUUUCUACUGUCUAGUUUAAAUUGAGACUUAGUAUAGAUCCAAAAUGUGGCUUAACAGCUAUAAUACUGGAAGAAACCGCAUAGCUAUGAGGAGAACACCUUGCUGAAGUUAACUUCUGUGAGACUCUAGGAUGUGCUAGAUACUGGAAGCCUGGACUUCUACCUAACGUACUGCCCGAUCUCCAUCAGGUUAAAGGUUGAGUGUUCUACCGCAGGGACUGCAUGCCUCAAAGUAGUGUACCGGUUCGUACUUCUCUUCCUGUAUGUAGGAAAUGGUCUUGCUACAUGUAUUUUCCAGUCAAAGUGUAAAACAUACUAACGUAUUAGCUGCCCCAAAAGCCCAUCAAUGCCUACUAAAAAACUCUGAUCAUCAGUCUGCUUGCUUAGCACUUUGGUGGCAAGAUUAAACUGCAGCAAGGCAAACUGCUGCUGUGUGCUCAAGAGGAAGGAAGGAAGGAAGGAAUGCCUUUUGGCUUGGAUGGACUGUGUGCAGAAUGGUCCUGACUGUGUACAUCCCUAUCCCUUGAGAUGGGUUCCUCUGCAAGCAUGCAGCAAAAACAUAACCAACUUGUCUUAAUUUCUCUUAGUUACCAGAACUGCUACACAAAUUAGUGGCAAAUAAUCAGUGCUGGAUCAAAUGGACACUCACCUUCAACCUCUAUAAAUGGAGUGAUGUCCUGUACAUACAGUGCUUUGAAUGUAAAGCAGUGAAUGUAUGGGAGUGGAUUUCUAAAUGAGCCAUUUCCAGGUUAGCUAAUAAACAUCUUUACAUCUGAUGUUAGUGGUUUUGCUGAUACCUUAAAAAAACUGACAGUUAGUAGUAUUACCAUCAUAAAUUGGCAUUCAUUUCUAAAUCCUGGCAAGGACUGCCCUGUGAAACCUGUUCCUUUGUAACUUGAAGUUAGUUAAUAUAGGUGUGUGGCUAACCAAAGAGACAAACAGUACUAGUUGAAUUUUAUAUAUAAUGUGGAGCAGCUGGUGUGGUAUGGGCUAUAAAAAAGGAUAUCAGCAGCCUGCUAUCAAGCUGAUAAGCAUGUAUUUUGGUGAGAAAAUUCACAUGUCAACUCAGCAACUAAAAAUUUGCUGUUCUGCCUGCAUGUCUGCUAAACUCCAGCUCACCCCUGCUCAGUCUGUGGUCUGAGCCCUCCAAAACCCAACACAGUUAGCAGAACUUAAGUCUUGGCUUAUGAAGUUAAGCCAAAAGUAUGCAGCAGAGGGGCCACCUCUUUUGGCAGAUUUGAGUGUUUUAGGAUGUGUUUUGACAAAGUUUUAAUGUAUUCUAAUGUGUAAUGAAGAACCAUAUUUCAUUAGCGUUCCUUGUUCUCCAGUAGCCUUCAUUAGCUAAAUUGCAAUAGCUUGCCACUGAAAAGCUAAAAUUUUUUUUCAUUAAAACUACACGGUAUCAUGUCUGGUGCUUAGUAUUGGAAAUACUCUAACCUUAUAGGGGAAUGAGUUUGAAUAUACAUUAACACAUGUGCUUUUGCAUAGUUGCAACAUCAGUUGGUGACCUUUGAAGGUCAAAUGGAAAUGCUGAAUGGCCACUAUUUGAAGACCUAGAGCACAGUGCUCUUCCUGAGAAACUGGGUCCUGCCUUCUCCUUUUUGUGGCAGAUGUUGGGAUCUUUAAAGACCGCCAAGAAGUGCAAACAUAAGAGGAAUAACUUAAAGAAAGCUUAUGAAUUACUUUCCCCAGAAAAGAGCAAGAUACCAGUACUCAAGUGAAAGGCUUCAAUAGUUGACUGUAUUAAUUUACAGCUUAAUGAAAAGUCUCCUUGCUCUCUUUUGGACUAAGAAGUAUUGUUUCUAUAGCACAGAGAAUAAUGCUCCUUUGCUCCCUAAGCUUUGCUUUCAGCAUAUGGCAUCUGGUAUGACUUCCUGUAUGGCCUAAAAAAUGCUUCAGCAAUGGGCUGCCAUCUCAGCCUGGUAUGAGACUGUUCCUCCUGCCAUACUGACAGCUCUUGUUGCUUCAGUAAGUAACAUCCUUUUCCAUCUCUUCAGUUUCUACAGCUAGCAGGGGGAAUUUCUAGCUCUUGUCACAGAGCUUUGAACAAAAAAGCCUGGGUUGCACUGUACUACCAUUUUGUCUAUCCGGGGUAACUUCUCUCAUUCCUUUCAAAAGGAAAAACUAAGGAAAGUAGGGUAUGCACUAUCAUGUGUGGAAAUAACAGGAUCCCUAAAUAGAAGGGGAGAGAAACAGUUGCAAAGAAUACUGUUCUUCCUGAAGAAGUUGGAAGAAACUGAAUCUUCACUUGUUUUUGUGCUCCUAACAGCCCUUUCCAAUCAGAAGAACUAACACUAAGAAAAUACACUGGUUUAGCUCCUGAAGGAACAGGGUUUGUUUGUCUCUUUCUAAAAGAUCGCAACUUGAUUAAAGCCGAUAAUUAGCAAGGAGAUUCCCCCACACCCCCCUCAAGUUCUAAAACGGAUUCUGGGAUCCAGUAUCUGUGACAGCAACUUCUUUCCUGUUUGUAUUUCAUGAAAUACUGAGGUCACAUGUAAAAUAGUCCUACUUUGCUCUUGUACAUAUGUGUGUGUUUCUGAUUUGACUCAGUUUUCAAACAAAGCAGCUAGGACAUCUUGGAAACCUUUCCUUCUGCUUUGUUUUGCCUGAUUUUUAAAUUCAGAGCAUAAUUCUUGGACUAUGGUGCAAGAAGCAUUCCUGUUUGUUGCAUGUAAUAUUUAAUUAAACUUUAAAAAAAAAAAAAACGUA